This is a messenger RNA of Fukomys damarensis (Damara mole-rat), 785 nucleotides long. RefSeq names its product testis expressed 38 (gene Tex38). Lineage: Eukaryota; Metazoa; Chordata; Mammalia; Rodentia; Bathyergidae. Bases 64 to 702 code for a protein of 212 amino acids. The record is from RefSeq and is a predicted model, not a curated record. The transcript is spliced from 2 exons.
GAGGGAUGAGUGGGUGAGUUCCCAAUUCCAACAGCCACAGGCCAGGAACCAACGCUAAACUUUAUGAAUUUCCAACAGCAUCCGAGUGUCUCUGAUAUGUGGGUGUUGCUGUAUUUUGGAUUCCUGGGUCUGUGUUCUGUGAUCACGGGCAGCUGCAUUAUCUUUCUGCAAUGGAAGAAGACUGUAUGGCGGAAAGCGCGUGCUCAGCAGUGGGUUGAGGUGAUGAGAGCUGCCACGUUCACCUAUAGCGCACUGUUGUACUGGAUCAACAAGCAUCGGCAGUAUGGGAUGAAUGUAGCCAUCAAUACAGGCCCUGUCCCUGCUGUUGCCAAGCCCGAGACUGACGUCCAGAAUCCUGAGCCUUCUUGCAAGUUGGAUAUCCCUGAAGACACGAACUACCCUGUCCAAUACAGCAAUCCCAAGAUGGAGGAUCCUGAUCCUCUGCAACCCACUCUGGUGGCACCACAACAGCCCAUAUCUUCCCUGAUGCUGCAGCCCCAGCCCAGCUCCCCACUCCCAAUCCUCAUCUUUCAAGAGGCACCUUGUGCACUAACACUCUACAGCCUGCCUCCCAUCCUGAGCCACUCUGUCUCCUACCCUUUGGCCAAGCAUCCUGAAAGGAAUAUCCACUUCCAUUCCCUCCCUGCACUGGCCCACAGGGCAAAGAGCUUCAAUGCCAGACUUUUUGCUGCAGAAGUCUAGCCUCCUUUCACUGGUAGCUACAGCUCCUGAGGGCAGAAUAGAAAAUGGAGCUUACUUCAGGGAGGUGGUACUGAUACAGAGAU